CCGAAGCGGAAUUAAUUUUUGUUGGGGGAGACCUACAUAAACGCGAAAUAGUAGUUCUCCUGAAUUCCGUUUAUUAUAUAAUUAUUCAAUUGUAUAUCAAGUUUUGCUAGCUAGCAAGCUAGCUCGUAACAGCACUAGCUAGCUUGCUAGCUAGCCAGUAAUAAAGGCUAGCCUGCUACUAAGGUAGCUACUACUAGCUGUCUUGGACGUUAUUUGUUGGGGGUGGUGGGUUUUCUGUGUCGACUACAAAGGAGAAACUAGUAGCUGGCGUAGCUACCGAGGAAGGACUGAAAACAACAAAAAUAGCAAGAUAGCUGGAAAGUAAAAUGGCGGAGCCGGACAAAUUAAACAUUGACUCCAUAAUACAGCGGCUUCUGGAAGUGAAAGGCUCCCGACCUGGCAAGAACGUGCAGCUGACAGAGAACGAGAUUCGUGGCCUUUGUCUGAAGUCCCGGGAGAUUUUCCUCAGCCAGCCCAUCCUGCUUGAACUUGAGGCACCACUCAAGAUCUGUGGUGACGUCCAUGGUCAGUACUAUGACCUUCUGCGACUCUUUGAGUAUGGUGGAUUCCCUCCGGAGAGCAACUAUCUGUUCCUGGGGGACUAUGUGGACAGAGGCAAGCAGUCCCUGGAGACCAUCUGCCUUCUACUGGCCUAUAAAGUCAAGUAUCCAGAAAACUUCUUUCUCCUGAGGGGCAACCAUGAGUGUGCCUCCAUCAACCGCAUCUACGGAUUCUAUGAUGAGUGUAAAAGGCGUUAUAACAUCAAGCUAUGGAAGACCUUCACAGACUGCUUUAACUGUCUGCCUGUGGCUGCCAUUGUCGACGAGAAGAUCUUCUGUUGCCAUGGAGGUCUCUCCCCUGAUCUGCAGUCGAUGGAGCAGGUACGGAGGGUUAUGCGUCCCACAGAUGUCCCAGACCAGGGCCUGCUGUGCGACCUUCUGUGGGCCGACCCAGACAAAGAUGUGCUGGGCUGGGGAGAAAAUGACCGCGGCGUCUCCUUCACAUUUGGAGCUGACGUGGUGGCCAAAUUCCUGCAUAAACAUGACAUGGACCUCAUCUGCAGGGCACACCAGGUGGUGGAAGAUGGGUAUGAAUUCUUUGCAAAAAGACAGUUGGUAACACUGUUUUCAGCCCCUAAUUACUGCGGCGAGUUUGACAAUGCUGGCGCCAUGAUGAGUGUAGAUGAGACCCUCAUGUGCUCCUUCCAGAUUCUCAAGCCUGCUGACAAGAAGCUGUACUCCUAUGGGGGAGGAGGGGGCAUGGGGUCUGGACGUCCUGUCACUCCUCCUCGAAAUUCAGCCAAGGGUGGAAAAGCCAAGAAAUAACACCUACUGUACAUUUCCCUCCUUUUUCCUUUUCUACCUCCCUCUUUGUCUCUCCUCUGUUACCAAGCGGCAAAAAGUCAAAACAGUACCCAGGGUUUAGUCUCUUGUUUUCUUUUUAACUCUUUAUACUUAAUAUGUGUAACAGUUUGAGAAUGUGUGCGUGCGAGAGAGAGGGUUGUAUGGUGCAGUUCCCUCCUUCCUCACUUUUUUCCUCCCUCCUCUGUCUCCCUGUGGAAGAAACCACAAUUUCUUAUUGAGUUGUUACGGAUGCAUACAAGGCACAGAGAGCAGAUGAAUCUUGCAGUAAGCAGAAAUAAACAGAAAGGGAAGGGACAGAGAGGAGUGUACUUUCAUUGUUUAUGGAAGGUCCUGCACUGUUUCAAUGCUGAAUGUCAAUAUUUAUAGAUCGUCUGCUGGGACAGUAUGGAGUAGGGGGUUAAAUGGUUGUAAACAAGUCGCGCACUGACAUGUUCAUUCUAUUUUAUUGCCAAACAGCUAGGUUUGUACAAACUGCUAAGAGAGAAUGGUGAUGUAUGUGUGCUGAGAGAGACUGAGAAGGUUUUUGGCUGUACAAAAUUGCUGACUCACAUUCACAAAUUCAUAUGAAGAGCCAGAGAUUGAAAUGCAAACACAAUUUAGGUUUGAUGUGAAACAAAUAACUGUCUGAUUACUUGAGAGGUCAUUUUUGUUUUUUAGUCUUUCAUCGAAAGUAAACAAUCAAUAAAAGUAAGAUUUAUUGAAAUGUAUCCACUUUGUUUGUUUCUCCUGUAACAUAAAUUCAUAUUUUAUUUUGCCCACUUCAAAGUAUUUUUACUCUAUUCUUCUCAACAUCACACGUUCCCAUUUUAAAAGCAGUAUUAGUCAUAACUUUGAUAAGUUCAAGGUCUGAUAAACUGAAUAUGACAUGGGUGUUGGGAAGAGUAGAGUUCUUUCAAUCAUGCUUUUUAUUCUGCCUUUAUUCCUGGGGAAACAAGCUGUCUGGGUCAUUUGUCUAGUUGCAACUAUUGUGUUUCCUACCUUUUUCCAUUUUCAUUUGCUCUUCUACUCUGUCAUGUUGUCUUCUCACCUCCAAAUUUAUUUCAGUCUCUGACUCUCAAUUUAUCUGUCACUUUGCACACAGUACACACACCCAUCCUAUCCUGUCACUGAUUGGUCAUCCCCAAAGCCUGACCUCUUGGGCUCUUGGUCACUCACUGCUUCUGCUGCCUAUACAUUAAUUUCUUUGGUCUUUAACCUUUUUACUACUAUGUAUUGCUUUAUGCUUUCUGAAAAAGAUGAUUCUCAUUGAUUUAUCUUUCAAGAUGAGUUUGAUGUCAGCUGAUUAGUCUUGUGUUUUAGAAUUUAAAAUGGGGGUGGGGGGCUUUUAAAAAAAAAUGGUGACAUAUUAAAGGCAGCAUAAUGGACUUUGGUGAGUGUUCUGUUGAGGGUGAGCGCAUUGGCCUGUUGAAUUUUGUACCAUGUCUGUAUUCAGGUGGGGCUUGUAUGGUACUGUCACUGUUCCUGUCAGUCGUUUUCAUAGUCGUCACAGACUUUCCUCUCAGGUGCCCAAGAUGACAAGUACCCACUUGUGUGCAACUGAUCAACUGUAUGAGCAACUUGCUUUUUAAUUGUAAGAAUCAGGAUAAUUAUUAAAUACUUUGAACUUUAUGACAUGGAUGAAUUCUUAUUUGUGAAGGUAGAGCUUGGCUCUUUAAUAAUGCUGCUCGAAGGUCCCCUUUUAUAUGACGUACUGUACAAAUGAUCCAAAGCCUAUUGCAUUAGAUGUAAAAGAAGUUACUAUUACUCUUGAAAUUUGUAAGAAGUACUAUUACUGACUAAAUGUAUAACAUAACACUGCACAUCUUGGAAGGGACUGGUUUCCGAUGGGCAUGUACAGAGCAUUGAACAGGGCGGUAAAGUUGUUAGUGGAUUAUGGUGCUAUGUAAUGUCAGAGAGGAAAAUGUGACAUUCUCGUCAGUUGCUUCCUCUCUUGGUAUCUAAAACUUAAGGCUUUAAACUGUCAUAUGCUUUACUUAAUAGCACUAUCAAACUGAAUUGUACAUAGACAAUCUGUGUUGAUAAAGCAAACAUGUUUUAGAAGCCAGCACAGAGCUGAGAGAAGAAUCAUAAGAACAGUAGAUUUUUUAGCAAUUUUUUUGCUCAGGAUUUUGAACCUUGUACUGCUGGUAUAGUUCUAAAAUUCUCAGCUCUUUCUGUCAUUAAGAGCAUGUUUCAAAGAAUACACUCGCAGAAUGGAAAGCAAGCGUCCAAUAAGAUAUGUUGGCAUGUUACAGUGAUGCAAUUGGUGGAUUAAUUACUUUUAUUCUAGACUUAAGCAGAAUACUCUUUUUACUUCAUGGAGAGAAGAGCCAAUCAGGGACCUCUUCCCCCAUGCUCUGUUGCUGGGUAGAACACUCAAGUUAAAA
Molecule: messenger RNA, 3730 nt
Organism: Megalops cyprinoides (Indo-Pacific tarpon)
Lineage: Eukaryota; Metazoa; Chordata; Actinopteri; Elopiformes; Megalopidae
Gene: ppp1cab
Product: protein phosphatase 1, catalytic subunit, alpha isozyme b
Exons: 7
Coding region: 327-1325 (332 amino acids)
Cellular component (GO): nucleus; cytoplasm
Molecular function (GO): protein serine/threonine phosphatase activity
Source: RefSeq, a predicted model, not a curated record